AUGGGCGAUUUAGAUGACUUACUCGACGUAUGGGCGGAUAAUCUCGAGGAGAGUGUUAUAAAGAUGCGAGAUAUGAUUGAACGCGCUGCUUUCAUUUUUAUAGAUGCUGAAUUCCCAGGAGUUGUUGCCGAAGUGGAGGGCUCAUUUGUUGACUACAUUGAUGUGGACUACCAAGAUAAGAGAGAGAAUUCUAAUUUAAUGCAUCCGAUUCAAUAUGGUUUUGCAUUUUUUGGUGAGGACAAAUGUCGCAUUGAAGGCACCUGUGCCAUUCAGUUCAAUUUCAAGUGGGAUAAAGACGUGGACACUUGCAGUCAAAAUUCGGUGGAAUUUCUAGAGGAUAAAGGAUUUGAUUUCGCAAAGUUAAGUGUAUUUGGAAUUGAAUAUGCUGAAUUUGCAGAAGCCAUUAUUGGCAGUGGGCUUGUAUGUAAUCACAAAGUUACAUACGUUGGAUUUCAAUGCGAUUAUGAUAUAGUUUAUUUAUUGAAACUUUGCUCCGGUUUAACGAGACUGCCUAUGAAUUAUCCUGAUCUCUUCCGGAUAAUGGAAAUAUAUUUUCCAUGCGUAUAUGACUUUCGAUACGUGGCGAUCAGUCAAAGGUACUUCACUCGUUUGGUUAAAAUAGGUGAACUGUUUGGCGUAGUGAGUAGUGGAAGGAAUCAUCAUGCUGGUGCUGAUGCUUUAUUUACCGGUGACGUGUACUUUCGAUUCCUUGAAAAAUUUAAAGAUUUCGACCUGCCGAGAAUUAAAAAUUAUAUCUACGGGUUAACUGCUGUGGGCUAUCGUGGCAGAUUUCGCGUUUGUUACGGGCCCUGA
Molecule: messenger RNA, 813 nt
Organism: Rodentolepis nana
Lineage: Eukaryota; Metazoa; Platyhelminthes; Cestoda; Cyclophyllidea; Hymenolepididae
Source: the annotation of a GenBank genome assembly